Molecule: messenger RNA, 7781 nt
Organism: Syngnathus typhle (broad-nosed pipefish)
Lineage: Eukaryota; Metazoa; Chordata; Actinopteri; Syngnathiformes; Syngnathidae
Gene: pdzd8
Product: PDZ domain containing 8
Exons: 5
Coding region: 1750-5406 (1218 amino acids)
Biological process (GO): mitochondrial calcium ion homeostasis
Cellular component (GO): mitochondria-associated endoplasmic reticulum membrane contact site
Molecular function (GO): protein binding; lipid binding
Source: RefSeq, a predicted model, not a curated record
GCCAGCCAGCGGCUGCACCCUCGAGCAAACCAGCCCCUUCCAAACCAACAGGUAGGUAAGCUCUGAUUUAUGCUCCUCCAAAAUGUUCAAAAUGGAACUGAGUGGGAGGGUCCUCCUUCUCAAGACUAUUGAAUUGCUCCUGAGCUUUGAAGAGAGACACUUUUGGAAGCGAGGGGAGGCGAGGCGAGGUGUGGCACCUCACCCUCCUAAACAAAUUGUGAAAGAAAUGAAGAUUGUUUGAGGAGGAGAAUGUGAGAAAAGACCAUAGAAAUGUUAUCGCAAGUGCAUCUUUCCUUCCUUCCUCCCUUCCUCCCUUCCUUCCUUCCUUCCUUCCUUCCUUAGUCAACUGUGUGCAUGUGAACUCAUCCGACUUUUCGGUGUGCUCUCGCAAAUUCUCCCGCCUGUGCUGAGUUCCGGUUUUUGGUGUAGAGGACAGAGGCAGGUGAGGAAAGUCACAGGUGAACAGCUUCGGGGAACUGAGGAAGCUACACAUUCUUUGCGUGUGCAUACAUGUUGCCGUUGCUGCCUUUUUAUUAUGCUCUAAAAGUCUUUACUGUCUACGCACGCCUUUUGCUGUGCUUUUCUAUCUGAAAGGCCUUCUCGAGUUUUUGGAGCAAAAAUGAGAGACGACAACAAUUGAAGAGUUUUUACUCCACCGAACUUGAGACCUUGAAUUCCUUUAGAUCAUUUUCUUUCUUUAUUCACCCUCCCCAUUGCAUGCUUCAUUAUAUAGGCCACAAUCACGGUCGGUUCAUGAUUUAGUCAACCUCAGGUUUUAGAUAUUCCAUUUCCAAAUCCGCCUUGGCUAUUUGGCGUUGGAGAUGGACUUUUUACAGCUUCUUGGCUGACAAAAAAGAACAAAGCAGCAGUCAGCAUUUGGAGCUCAGUCCAUUUGCACGUAAACUAAGAGGAUUUCUUAUGUUGCUGUAUUGAUUUGAGCUACUUGGCUCAUCAUCUACCUCGUUGUCCGCCUGAAGUGCAUGCUUAUGUCAUUUCUGUGAGUAGUAUAGAAUAAACACGUCUAACUAUAAAAAUGUUACAAUUAUUUUCCAUUUCCAAUUUCGCGGACCACAUGCAGUACCGCCACGGACCACUAUAGGGCCGCGAACCCUGUGUUGGCAAACUUCAUAAACUAAUAGUAUUGCAAAAAAUAAAACCAAUUAAGGCAUUGAUAGACAAAGUAAUUCCUAGGUUACUAAAGAAAGCAUUACAAGAUACCGUAAAAUAGGUAAAUAAGAGGGGGGAAAAGAAAAAAUGCUCAUUUGGUUAACAUGACGUCCCUGCUUUGUACGUCAUUGUGUUCUUAGGGUCGGCUAUUCGUCUCUUUUGUCUUCAUAUCGCGGCCUUUGCAUUUUCGUCUCUUUCCUCUACUCCCCUAUGAACAAGCUGGUUGAUGAAACUGCGUUCGGUUUAUGGAUGGAUGGAUGGAUGGAUGGAUGGGGUGGGUCGUAAAUCGUUCUUGUAAUGAUUCGGCUGAUGUUGAACGUGAAAGGGGUUCCCUCUCAUGCAAUUGCGUUCAAUCCGAUUUCCCGUGAACGCCACAAGACAGACGCGCAUCCUGCUUCCGUCAUGACGCCGAGUGACGUCAAGGCGUUCGUCCAAUCAGAUGGAGAUCCCCAAGCUCCGUAAAGAAGCAGACGAUAUGGCAGCUUCGAAAGCGACCAGGUGGAACUUGCUUUGUUACCACGACUAAAGCAUUGGUAAUGAUUAGCAUUGAACGGAGAGAGGCCAACGAGAUAGCUGCUCGAAAUGAUUUACUUAAUCCUAAUUUCGGCUUUGUCUGGAGCAGUCGUUACAUUGAUUUUGCAGUUCUUGUUGAUCUACCGGAGGAGCCCAGAGCCUAUCGGGAGGAGCGAGCAGUACGCCAAAGUAGUGCUUGAUAACGCAUUGAAGGAUUACUUGAAUUGCCAGCAUGUCGAUCCGGGCCAUCUGCAGCAGCAGCAGCAGCAGCAGCAGCAGCAGCAGCAGCAGCAGCAGCCGCAGCCGCCGCCGCCGCUGCUGCAGGACAGCACAGCCUCUGCUGGUUGCAAGUCGCAAGAGGCCCCCCCAACCAGACAGCAGGAAGCAGUGACCAGUGGCAGCCCCAAACAACAACAACAACAACAACAACCACCACCACCACCACAGUCGGCGCCACCGCCGCACGGCGACUCUGUUGAUGCGGACAAGGCCGAAACGUGUCAUUUCCUCAAUGCUAUCUUUUUAUUCCUGUUCAGGGAGCUGCGGGACACUCCCGUCGUUCGACACUGGCUCACCAAAAAGAUCAAGGUAGAGUUUGAGGAGCUGCUGCAAACCAAGACAGCAGGUCGGCUGCUAGAGGGACUUAGCUUACGAGAUAUUUCCUUAGGUAAUUCGCUUCCGGUUUUCAACACGGCCAAACUCAUAAAGCCGGUGCAUAUGAACGAGGACGGCAUGCCGGAGGAACUCAACUUUGAGGUGGACAUUGAGUACAACGGCGGCUUCCACCUUGCUAUUGACGUGGACUUGGUGUUUUGGAAGUCCGCCUACCUGUUCGUUAAAAUGAGGCGCGUGGUGGGCAAACUCAGGCUGCAGUUCACCCGCGUGCCCUUCACCCACUGGUCCUUCACCUUCCUCGAGGACCCACUGGUGGACUUUGAGGUCAAGUCCCAGUUUGAAGGCAGGCCUCUUCCUCAGCUCACCUCCAUCAUCGUCAACCAACUCAAACGGGUCAUCAAAAAGAAGCACACACUACCCAACUACAAAAUCAGAUACAAGCCUUUCUUCCCAUUCCAAGUGCAGCCAAGUCUGGGCUCGACCUCUGACUUUGAAUUGUCAGUCCAGGACAGCAGACUCGUGGAAGGCCGUCUCAAAGUUACUCUUAUUGAAUGUAGCAGACUCUUCAUCCUGGGCUCAUAUGAGCGAGAAACCUCUGUUCACUGCACUCUGGAGCUGAGCAGCCACCAGUGGAAGGAGAAGACCCGAAGCUCCAUUAAACGAACGGAGGUCAUCAAGGGUCCAUGUGGCAGCGUGGGAAUGACAUUCAGGCACGUGCCUGCCACCGAGGGAGAUGUGGUCCACGUAAGCAUCGAGACAGUGACACCCAACUCCCCUGCAGCCUUGGCAGACUUGCAGCGAGGCGAUCGCCUCAUCGCAAUCGGAGGUGUCAAAGUGACAUCGUCAGUUCAAGUCCCCAAGCUUCUGAAGCAGGCCGGAGACAGGGUGGUGGUACUGUACGAGAGGCCGGUGCGCCAGCAGAAUCCGUCCCUCGGAACUCUUCAGGAGGGAUUCGGGCAGUCGGACGAAGCGGCCUUUAUAUCCCAGCCAGGGGGUUACGAAGAAGACCCGGCCCCCAUCACCACUCUGUCUGAUAUGACUGACAGUAAAGACAUGGACUCUGAAUUUGAAGAGUUGAUUGUGGAAUCCAAAGCCAGCCCGAAUGUUGGCCCCACCAGCACCAGCGAGGAUGGUUUACUCGCGGUCAACCAAAGCCCCAAAAAAAGCGUGGCCAACUUGGCUUCCAAACCUCUCGGGAGCAUCUCGCCCAUCCUUAACCGGAAGCUAAACCUGGUGGGCCUCCAAUCGCCGCUAAAGCCCCAACCGAAAGAAUCGCCAAAGCCCUCCCGACAGAAGACGAGCAACGAUUCAGGAGACGCUUUGCAGCGUCCCACAGUAGCGCCGCCGCCGCCGCCGCCAUCUCGUCCCCCGGUGCCACCCAGACCUCAAAUCCGGUUGUCAGAAAGCGCCGUUUGCGAUAGUCUCGAUCCGACUGCAACGCCCGCAGCAUCCGCUCUCAGCGCUUCUGACAAGUCUCCCGAAAACGUUCUUCUGCCAGGCGCCGAGGACGACGUGGCCGGCGCCGAGAAGACGAGCGUCAAAGCGGCCGAAGGCAAGUGCAGCAAGCCUUCCGAGGCCACCGACGAUAUUGCCGUCUCGUCCUCGGCUAAGGACAAAGUUUCCGAGGGUUCCUGCAGCGCACGGGACAGCCUGGAAGAGCGCUCCUUCUGGGAAUCCCCGGAAAGCACCUUUCGGAAGCAGACGGCGCGUUGGUCCAAGGCCUCUGUUGUGUUUGAGGUGGACAGCAACCACAAGUACCUUAACGUGGCUCUUUGGUGUAAAGAUCCCUUUAAGCUGGGCAGUUUGUUGUGCCUGGGUCACGUCAGCCUCCAGCUGGAGCACGUGGCCCUUGAAUGUAUGGCAACGUCUUCAGCAGAAUACCAGAGCACAUUUAAGCUGGGGCCUCCGGAGCCUCGAGCCAAUGUCAGCCGCACAGCCCUCCGCAGCCUCAGCACCCACAAAGGCUUCAAUGAGAAGUUGUGCUACGGAGACGUUACUUUAAAUUUCUGUUACCUGGCGGCGGACGAGUUGGACUCUCCCGGAGCGGCAGAGAGGGAGCGGCAGGGGAGCUUCCACGACGAAGAGAUCAGGGAGCGCGAACAUAUCACGGCGGCCCCACGUGACGACUUGGCCUACGGUGCCAUGCAGCUGGUGGAGGUUCGACACAAUUUCCAGGACACCCAGUUCCAAAACCCCACCUGGUGUGAAUAUUGCAAGAAGAAGGUUUGGACCAAGGCGGCCUCCCAGUGCAUGAUCUGCGCCUACGUUUGCCACAAGAAAUGCCAGGAAAAAUGCCUGGCUGAAAACCCCUUCUGCGUGGCAGCCACCGAACGGCGAGGGGCUGACCCUGAGGCCAAGUCCUCCAUUAAUCGGGCCACCAGCGGCUUAACCCGCCAUAUUAUCAACACCAGCUCCCGCCUUCUUAACCUACGCCAGGGCCCCAAGACGCGCCAGGUGGAGCAGGUGAGCGACGCGGCGCCCGGAGGAGCGGUGGAUCCUUCCCCCAAACACACUCCCAACACCUCCGACAACGAGAGCAGCGAUACCGAGACCUACACCGGUGGGGCCAGCCCCUCCAAGCAACUCCAAGCCGGCGGCGGCGGCACCGGCGCCGGCGGCAAACUCGUUCGCAAGGAGGGCGGCUUGGACGACAGCGUCUUCAUCGCCGUCAAAGAAAUAGGCCGCGACCUCUACCGAGGUUUGCCCACAGAUGAGCGCUCCCAAAAACUGGAGUUGAUGCUGGACAAGCUGCAGCAGGAAAUCGAUCAGGAGUUGGAGCACAACAACGCUCUCUUGAUGGAGGAGAGGGAGAGCGCCGACCCCAGGCGUAAGGUGCUCAUCGGUUCGGCGCUUUCCAAGUCGGGCGAAAGGCUCCAGGCGCUCACUCUGCUGAUGAUUCACUACCGCGCCGGCAUCGAAGACUUGGAGUCGGUGGAGAGCACCUCUCCGUCGGAGCAACCGUGUUUUAAGGGCAAAGGAGAUGGCUUGGAGGAGGAGGCGGCGGCCCUGAUGGGAGCAGAGGUCUAUGACAGUGACAUGUGCAGCCCAGGGGACUUGCAACUCUUGGACGACAUCACUGAGGAGCAGAUCUGCGUGGAGGCGCUCCACUAGAAAAAUGGAGGCUGUACCACCGUCCAUUGUUGUUCCUUACAUCUCACCAAAUACACGACGGAGUUUCCUCCCUCCCUCCCUCCCUCCCUCCCUCCCUCCCUCUGGAUACGUGGUUGCACCUGUCUCUCGACUUAAGCUUUGAAAGGGAAACACUGUUGUUGUUGUGUUGUUGCUUUUGCAUUUGAUAUUCUUCAUUCAAGAUAUUUUUCUGAUGAUCCAGUGUGUUUGUAAAACUUUGCCCUUCUCAGUAAUAUUUUCACAUGGCGCUAUUUUUACGUGCAAUGAAAAUAAAUACUAGCUCAGUAGUCAUUUACUGUAAAGGUCAAAAUGACUCGCGUGGGGGGGGGGGGACGUUUUUUGCGAACACUGCAGUCAAGCUUUCUUACGUUUUUGUUUGAAGCACUUUUAAAUGCGGAUCUUUUAAUAUUCAGAAAUGACUCCCGGGAUUCUAGCAGCUCCAAAAUGAUUGGGAUGAAUAGGAUGUUUUGUUUAUCACCUCAGCCAAACAAGUUUCAGAUAGACCAUUUUACAGGUGUCAUUGUCCUCUUAAUAGUUGAAAUCAAUUCUUUAAAUCUCAUAAAUGUGAUGAGGAAUUUGGUGAAUUUUGAUCAUUUUUGUUUUUCUUAUCUUGAUUUCCAAAUUCUAUUUGACCCAUCUUUGGACUUUUUUUCUUUUCCAUGUCUUUGUUUAGCAUUUGUGCGCGAGGAAAUAUAAUUGUACUUUAAAAACUUUAACUCUGUGAUGUCGUACAUGCCAUCUGCCUUCACGAGUGGUGUGGGUGCCCAAUGUUUCUCAUAUUGCUUAUUAUUAUGAUUAUUUUAAAGAUGCUUUUUUUUUUUUGUCACCACCCACUCCAUUAUUUGCAGGCAUUGAGCAUUAGUCUUCAGGCCUAACUAGCUAUCAGCUCCUUAAAUGUUAUCUUCUUACUUUUCUCGAAUGCUGCCUGAAGAGCCACUUCAGACAAAUCAAGUCAAUCUUUAGCACAAAACCAUUUUUUAUUUGUGUUCUUGCCAACCUAGUGCCACUUCAAAUCUCCACAAAUAGUUGGAUUGUACCAUUAGAUUGAAAUGUUUGAUUGGUUGGUUGGUUAGGCCUGGGUGUGGGUUGCUAAAUGUUUCAUACAAUUGUAGCCCAAAUGACUUCGGCACAAAAUUAGCCUCUGGCUGAAACGCUGAACAGAAACCGGGUUGAGAGUUUGUUGAAAUCAAAGCCCAUAUGAACAAGCUGCUAAAUUCAAGUCCGUUGAUUUGAUCGGACGUCACCUUUGAGCCAGAGCCGUGUUCGCUCUUUGUCAAGAUGACUUGAAGUCCAAUUGUAAGUAGGUCGAUAGUUGCAGGUCAUUGAUCUGGCCUACGCAUGAAGAAAUAUUCCUUGUUGUCGUUGAUCACAUCUCUGAUUCAUAUUUUUAAAGCAAAGCAAAGCAAAGCAGAACCAAAACAGAGGUGCUUAACACGACAUGGACAAUCAAAGGUCGCUAAGGCAGGCGGACGACCGCUCUCGCAUAUCACCACCGCCCAAUCAUCUCCGCCCGUAAACUACCAUUGAGAGCAUUUCUUUUGGCUUUUGACUUCAAUCGUUGUGAGGAAAUGGUGUGAAAAGGGUGCAUCUUUUGGGAUUCGCAGUAGGUGGUGUUCAAGGUCACACGUAAUCAUUCCGAGCUCUCAGUGACAAACACAUAGCUAGACGGAUCGAUUCAAUGAAGUAUGAGGGUGACAUUUGAAGAGAGGAAAGAAGUCAUGAUAAUGUUCAGUCAGUCAAAGUAUGAAUGCGAUUUUUCUCUGGAGAUCUCUCAACUAGUCAUUGGCUCAUACUUGGAGCCCAAGGAACCUUUCUGCUUUUGUUUUUCUCGUGGUCAUUUUCACUCGUGAGCUCCAUGCCAUCCGAGAAACAAUGGCAGCAUGGCUGGCGCUGCUGGAAAGGAAGGCACGGGUAUUGGAAAGCACCCUUUGAAUGUUUUCGUAUUGCAACAGGCAUUUUUCUGGUCACGCUCAUGUAGACUGGCUGAAUGACAUGUCUCCGUCUAUUCAUGUUUUGUGCAAUAUUCCUUUGUUGGACAUGACUAUCAUUUCUUGCCAUUAAGUACUACGUGUAGCCGUCCGUCUAAACAAGACUUUCCCACUGUAAAAGUCACUUUUAGGCCUGCCUAGGUUUGCGUUUUGCCGGCUGCGGCUGCGGCUGCGGUUACGUUAUGUGAUUGAUGGACCACUGUUUGUACUGAUACUGAUUUGCUUGAGCCCAUCGCAGCUUUUCAGCAGGUGUGCUCUUCAUAUGGUAGGUAGGUGGGUAGCGAGGUGGAGCUGUUGUGCACACUUUUCCUAAAGGUUCAUGUAAUGAAGCUUUGUUGUACUUAACCUAAAUAAACAAGCUUGACUUCA